Messenger RNA from Linum trigynum, 3735 nucleotides. The record is from the annotation of a GenBank genome assembly. Lineage: Eukaryota; Viridiplantae; Streptophyta; Magnoliopsida; Malpighiales; Linaceae.
GCGCACACGGCAGGCAGUAGAAGGCCCAAUAAACAAAGGAAGAAGGCCAUCCAUCACCCCUACCACUCUCUUCCAAUCCAUCCAUCCAUCCAUCCAUCUAUGUUGCAUUAUAACUCCUACCCACGUUGUUGUUCUUUCAUAUGUGGCAUCCGUGUCGACCGGUUUGCGCGUUGAAACAGGUGCAUACUAUUCCAAUACCUUCUCCCUCUUGUAAAUCCAAACCAAAAGGAAACCCGGUACACAAACAAAUAAGGCAGCUCAACUGCAGCUAAGGGAUUGAUUGCCCAAUUGGACCCAGCAUCGACUAACAACGAUCCUCCCCUCUAUUUCAUCAUCAAUUCCCCCCCUUUUGCCCACCCUCACAACUACCUUCUUUCCUUUCUCAGUUUUACUGGUAAUUGGAUCCUUCCCCUUUUCCUUAAAUCGUUCUAAAUUCAGUCUGUAGAGGGUAUAUACCGUUCUGGGUCUGGUUGUUUUGUUGGAUUCCUUGACUUUGACAGCUUAAAGUUUGCGCCUUUUUUCAGUUCCUUGGAGCGGUUGGUUGGGGAAGUUUGAAGGUGUGUGAUUGCUCGCUUUGUUGUUGUUGUUGUUGAAUUCUCCUUCUUUGUUGUCUUCAACUUUUGAAUUGGUUCGAUCACCUGGGUAAUUCUGUGGAAAUGGAUUGUGAUAAGCUGUUGUUGUUGGUCGAGACAGAUCAUGUUGAUUUCUACUGUUGAAUUUCAUUUGUGAGGAAGAGCGAGAUAAGACCAUUGAUCUGGGCAAUUUUGAUUAAGCUGAUUUCUGAAGCUGACGUCUAGAUUUGGAAGAAAAAUGGGGUGUAUUGCUUCGAAGGAAGGUAGCCCUAGGGAGAGGUUGUCAUCGCGUAGGGGAGUGUCCUUCGAUAGGCGAGUUGCCCAUGUGAAUACAUCGGGAGGAAGGGAUGAAGGGAGUCGAUCAAGGAGUAUAUCAGACAGUGGUGAAGUUAAGGUCAUGUUGAUUGAGAAGAAGAAUCAUGGUUCCAGUAGGUACCAUAGUGAUCAGAUGGUGGAGUUAAGGUCGAAAGAUUAUCAAAUCGAGAAAAAAAUGGUGCCGAGACGUGAGGUUUCUGCUGCUGUUGCUACAACUUAUUCCAAGAGUGAGAGAAGGUUUGAGAUUACGGAUUUUAGCGAUCCUGCUUGGGGGAGGGUGCCAAAGAAUUUGGAGGCUGAGCAGGUUGCCGCUGGAUGGCCUGCCUGGCUUGUCUCAGUUGCUGGUGAAUCGAUCAAAGGUUGGGUUCCCCGGAAGGCGAAUUCAUUCGAGAAGUUGGAUAGAAUUGGACAAGGAACUUACAGCAGCGUCUACAAGGCACGUGAUGUCACUCACAAUAAGAUUGUUGCUCUUAAGAAAGUUCGGUUUGAUAAUAGUGAUCCAGAUAGUGUCAAAUUUAUGGCGCGUGAGAUUCUUAUCUUGCGCACGCUGGAUCAUCCUAAUGUUAUAAAGCUAGAAGGCCUGAUAACAUCACCAACAUCUUCAACAUUGUACCUUAUUUUUGAGUACAUGGAACACGACCUCACAGGAAUUGCUUCAAUACCAGGACUCAAGUUCACUGAACCUCAGAUAAAAUGUUACAUGAAGCAACUUUUGAGUGGACUUGAUCACUGUCAUAGCCGUGGUGUUCUGCAUCGUGAUAUCAAGGGUUCGAAUCUUCUGAUUGAUAACAGUGGCAUCCUAAAAAUUGCUGACUUUGGCUUGGCGAGUUUCUUUGACCCUAAGAGUAGUGCUGCAUUGACCAGCCGUGUUGUUACUCUUUGGUAUAGAGCUCCAGAACUUUUACUCGGGGCCUGCAACUAUGGAGUUGCUGUAGAUUUAUGGAGCACUGGGUGCAUACUUGGUGAAUUAUAUUCUGGAAAACCUAUCUUACCUGGAAGGACAGAGGUCGAGCAACUGCAUAAAAUCUUCAAGCUAUGUGGCUCACCAUCUGAUGAUUAUUGGAAGAAAUCAAAACUUCAUCAUUCUUCAGUAAUAAAGCCCCAACGUCCAUACAAACGAUGUGUUGGAGAAACAUUCAAGGAAUUUCCUGCUCCUGCUCUUGCGCUUUUAGAGACCUUACUGUCCGUUGAUCCUGUUCAGAGAGGGAAUGCCGCUCUAGUCCUGGAGAGUGAGUAUUUUGCGACAAGACCAUUUGCUUGUGAUCCUUCAAGUUUACCCAAGUAUCCUCCCAGCAAAGAAAUUGAUGCUAAAAAGCGUGACGAAGAAGCUAGAAGACAAAGGCAAGCUGCCAUUAAGGGGAACGGACCAAAUGAAUCAAUGUCUAACAAGGGGCCUACUGGCAAUGCAGAUGUAUCCUCAACACAGAUUAGCCGUCAUUCCUAUUCGAAAGGUGAAAUGUCCCACUCAAUCAAGGACACAAAUUUCUCUGGCCUCCUUGUCCAUCCCUCUAAGCAAAUUCAACCUGGAAAUGAGGGAAGACGGAGUUACAUGGAAAGCCAACGUCCGAAAGUCUCACAUUCUGGGCCAUUGGUCCAUGGUGGCUGGACCAAGUCUGGUCGAGAUCAUCAUGACAACAAUCCUCAUGGGGCAUCAGCUAGAAGCACCAACAUCUCAACAAUGUCUGGUCUAGUAGCUUCCAGGGCUGCAUUGCCUGAAGACCGCAUGGGAAAACCCAGUACUUCGCAGCCUGAUUCAGUAAAGCAAGGAGGAAGUAGGGCCCAUGGUUCACUAAACCGGUCAGACUACCCGAGAAUGGAAGACCGAAGUUUUCCAUCCCAAAGGGGAACAGACUCUUCUUCUCAGGCUGGAAGUGGGCAACAACCGGGUAGUCGGGACCCUGGCCUGCAUAUUCGGGGGGCCAAGGGGAACAAGAUAUAUGUAUCUGGUCCGUUACUCGUACCAUCAAACAACGUGGAGCAAAUGCUGAAAGAGCACGAUCGUCAAAUACAAGAAUUUGCUAGAAGACGGCUUGACAAGGCAAAGCUCGGAAAAGGAGGUGUUCCUGUGAGGUAAAAGAACCUUCAGGAAAUUGUGGAAAUCAGUGGGGCAACAAGGCUUGAAGAAGAAAAGCUAACUUGAUUCAUGGAAGAGCUUUUUAGUAGCAGCUCUCUCAGUACCCCUCCUCUUUGUACAGUAGAGUGUUUUAAACAUCUUUUCUUCCCUUCCCUCUCUGCUUCAGUACACUAUGGUGCAGAUGGCAACAAUGACUGCCUUCGCAGAAGGAAUUAUCUCUUUCGAAACAUUGAAAAAUGCCAAUUCUUAGCUGUCUGCUUACUGUGGGCGGUUGGUAACCGGUGUGUGGCUUCCUUCCUCCAUUAGCCCCUGGUUCAUAGAUUUGGCAGAGAGUGAGGAAAAAGAGAAAUAUAUACUUGUAUUGUUUACAGAAGAGUUUUAGGAGAAGAAUCAAAAUCAAGGUUUGAUUUAUGAUGAUGUAUUUUGUGUAGACCAGAUAUAUUUAUUUCUGCCCUGGUGGUGUACUGGUGUAUACAAGUUUCUUUCCCAUUUGCAACUUCCUCUUCUGCAAAUUGUUCUUAUGUGCCAUGUUUGGAAGGUGUUUUAAAAAGUAGCCAAAAGUAAGGCUGCAAAUUGUUCUUAUGUGCCAUGUUUGGAAGGUGUUUUAAAAAGUAGCCAAAAGUAAGGCUGCAAAUUGUUCUUAUUUGCCAUGUUUGGAAGGUGUUUUAAAAAGUAGCCAAAAGUAAGCUGACUUGUAAGGCAUAAUCUACAACCUUAACAGCUCCAAGAAUGAUGAGUAAGGCUGGCUUAUCCAAAAAAACACUGCAGGCCUCA